GAGCAGCUCGCCUACAAAAGUUUGGCUUACCAUCGAACAGAAACCCCAUCGCUAGUUUGGGGAGUGGACGUUAAACUGAAGAAGCAAGCAGAAGAAGUUUUAGAUCAUCAUGGAGAAGACGAUGAACCAGAACUUCAAGACCAAGAACUUCUAGACGAGCAUGAACAAGAAUUCCAUCGACACGAUUCCACCGUCGGAUCUGCAGUGGGGCAGCAGAAGUACGGAAACCUCUGGAAUUGGCUUGAGCAACAUUUCGUAGUGUCUAUGGCAGCACUAUGGCGUGCCCCAGGACUAGGCUCUGGAAUCGCAAACUUUGUCCGCG
Molecule: messenger RNA, 322 nt
Organism: Amoebophrya sp. A25
Lineage: Eukaryota; Dinophyceae; Syndiniales; Amoebophryaceae
Source: the annotation of a GenBank genome assembly